AUGACCGUUCCUUUAUCUAAUACAAGGCUGAGGGCGCCUAAAGGCUUCCAGAAUCUACUGGAGGGCUUGUCACGAGAGGUCCUGCGAUUGCAGCCUAAGAAUGUGUAUUCAUUUGGACUACAAUACUUUGAAAAUGCAUUGCGAGCUCGAGACUCCGGUGGACGCGACCCUGCUAAACACGGGGCCAAGAUGGAAGAUGUCUUCUACAACAAUAACUCGUUUAAGGAACCGGUAACCGAUGUCUCUAAUCCUGAGCAUCAAACUGCUGCACUCACCAUCCAGACCAACUACCGUCAACAUGCCGCCGCGGAGAAGGUACAAGAUAUGCGUCAAGAAGAGGCGGCCGUGAAGAUUCAAGCUGGGAUACGAGGAUAUAUAGACAGGCAGAAAGUAAGAGAUAAGAACGCAACUAAACAACCGCAAGAUAAGUUGGAAGAACCAACAUUUACUAAAGACACAAAGGAAUCACUAAAUCAACAGGCUAAUGGGGGUAUCGACGAGGUAGACAUCGACCUGAACGACCCGGAUGUGGAAAAGGCCGCCGUUAAGAUACAAGCUGGCUUCAAGGGUUAUAAGGCCAGAAAGGCGGCUGGAACAGACCCACCUGCAAGUCAAGAACUAGAUCAAGAUGAAAACAUAGUAAAGGUAGAGCAAACUCUGAACUCGUCAGAACAAGUUAAAGGUGAUGAUGAUGUAGAAAAGAAUUAA
Molecule: messenger RNA, 708 nt
Organism: Haliotis rubra (blacklip abalone)
Lineage: Eukaryota; Metazoa; Mollusca; Gastropoda; Lepetellida; Haliotidae
Product: sperm surface protein Sp17-like
Exons: 1
Coding region: 1-708 (235 amino acids)
Molecular function (GO): calmodulin binding
Source: RefSeq, a predicted model, not a curated record